UUUCAAAUGUUAUGCAAAAAUGACAAUUGUUUUUUGUGUAGCAUUUGACUAUAGUGAGUCAUUUAGGCAAAGAAAAAUGAAAUAGAAUUACUGAAAUAGAAUUAUGGUGGUAAAAUACGGGUGUUAGUCUCCAUGUGGUCUAAGCCCUAUGAGAGAAAUCUUGAUAGGGUUUUCAGAGAAAUGAAGCCAUUUCAAUUUCAUCUUCAUGAAUGCAUUUCUAGCUUAAAAGGAGCUUAAACUCUAAGCCUCACUAACAAUUUACUUGGAAACAGCUUCUGCAUGUGGCUUUUUUCAAUCUGGUAUGGGUUAUCUGCCAGCCUUGUCCCCUACAUCUCACUAGUAGUAGUAAUCCCAUUAGAUGAUUAUUACUGGUAUCCUCAAAGACAGAUUUAGUCAUAAUUGAAAAAGAACUUCAAGUGUAUUUAAUCAACUGUGUGGUCAUUUUAUUAGUGGAGACUCAUGUACCAUAUAACUUUGCCUUAAGUGAAGUGUAUUUAUGGCCUGGGGCUGAAUAGCUGUUAUGUUCCCAGGAGUGGGAAAUCCUUAAGCUUGCAUGAAAUUGCACCAGAAGCAGGUAGAAUUGGCUUUUAGAAGAGAAUUUUUUGUUUUAUUUUCAUACAACUUUUUAAUUUUUUUGGCUAACAGUUGUUGUCUUUGGCUGGUGAUGUGUGAUUAUGUACAAUUUAGUUAGAAAGUACAGAUUCAGAGAUGGAUUAUACAGUGGAAUCUGAAGCAUGGAGAAAGCUGCCACUGAAAAAAAUGCUGGUUUGUAACAUUUUGCCUUCAGUAUACUACCUAAAUAAGGUUUCAUUUAACAUUGUUUCCUGAAGGGUCACUAAAUGUGUGACAUAAAAUCUGAAGUCUUUUCCUUGAUGGAAAGGAUCUUUCCUCACCUGAGUGUUGCCACAUCUACCCCAAAGUGGGCAAGAUGUCAGACAGAGACAGAGAAAUGAACAGUGGGGCAGCAAGAUUUCAGGAAAGUAAUCCAGGGGUUUAAUUUUCUGAUGAAAACCUAUGACGUAUGUCCUGUGUGAAGUUGAAAUCCAUGCCCCAUCUUGCACUUUGCAGUAAUUUCAUUGUUUCUUCCCAAGGGCCUUCUGCUGCCCAUGAUUAGUUUUGCAGAGAAGGGGAGGAAAACUGUAAUAGCCAGCUGGAAAAUGUAAAAUACAUUGUCAUCCCUCAGCACCCUGCUCGAUCAAAACAUGGCAAAGCACAAGUAGGACACCCCUGCUGAGGUGCUGCAGGUAUUCCUUUCUAAGCUGGUAUCAGGGUGGGUGGGAGAACCUGCAAAGUACAGAAAAGUAAAACGUGUAGAUUUAAUUCCUUGUAGGCUUGAUCUGAGUAAUCCUCAUUAGAGCAAACUGAUCACAGUAAGAAAACAGCAACAGAGUCUUACAACUUCUCUUUGGAAUUGGUGCUUCUGCACUGAGAGAUGAGGUGUACCCUACUGUCAGCCCAGUGUCCUCUGGCCUGCGCCCACAGCAAAUUUCAAAUCCCAAGUAGGAUUCUGCUUUGGUUUAUGAAUGCUGGUGCAUUGAACUGAGUUCAGGUUCUUGGUAUUCUUCCAUACGGAUUCCUGUUUUCCUUGUUACAAGCUUUCAAGUGCUUCUGAGGUGCCAGUGUGUUGCUGACUGAUGAACUGACAAUAGCGGCUUUAAUCCACACUGCUUCUUUAGCCUUAUACUUGAUGAUGGAAGAAACAGCUGAACCAAGUACAAAGACCCAUCAAAGCCAAAUAAUUCAGCUAACACGUUUUGUAACCAGUGUUUUUCACAGAAGCAAUAAGAUUAUGUGGAUCAGCUGGUAUGCUUUGUGUCUGGUGAAAAGAAGCUUAUUUAAAUUAAGAGAGCCAGGAAAUCUGUGUCUCAGUCCAGAAGGAAGAUGGGUUCCACAGAAGACCUUGACUAUCCUCAAAUCAUUGUGCAAUACAGCAAUGGAUUUUUAAUCUCAAAGGUUAUGUUCACUGCCUGUGAGCUGGGGGUGUUUGAUCUUCUUCUGGAGUCAGGAAAGCCUCUGCCUUCAGAUGCCAUUGCUGCAGGUCUGAGUGCCAGCACCAUGGGGAUGAAAAGACUGUUGGAUGCCUGUGUGGGAUUGAAGCUCUUGGCAGUAGAGAUGACACAAGAAGGAGCCCUCUACAGAAACACAGAAAUUUCCAAUGUCUACCUUACAAAAUCUAGUCCAAAGUCUCAGUAUCAUAUUAUGAUGUAUUAUUCCAACACAGUCUACUUGUGCUGGCAGUACCUGGCUGAUGCUGUGAGAGAAGGAAGAAACCAAUAUGAAAGAGCUUUUGGUGUUUCAUCUAAAGACCCUUUUGGAGCAAUGUACAGAUCAGAUGAAGAAAUGCUAAAAUUCAUGGCUGGCCAGAACUCAGUAUGGAGUAUAUGUGGCAGAGAUGUUCUUGCUGCAUUUGACCUUUCCCCUUUCACGCAGAUCUAUGACCUGGGAGGAGGUGGAGGAGCUUUGGCCCAAGAGUGUGUUUCUUUGUAUCCAAAUUCUACCGUCACAAUUUAUGACCUGCCCAAAGUUGUGCAGGUGGCCAAAGAACAGUUUGUUUCCCCCGAGGAGCAUCAGAUCACUUUCCACGAAGGAGACUUCUUUAAUGAUUCAAUACCUGCAGCUGAACUGUAUAUUUUAUCCAAGAUACUGCAUGAUUGGGAUGAUGAUAAAUGCAAACAACUGCUGGCAAAAGUGUACAAAGCUUGCAAACCUGGUGGUGGAGUGCUGCUGGUUGAAUCCCUUCUGAAUGAAGACAAAAGUGGGCCUGUAGAAACCCAACUGUAUUCAAUGAAUAUGUUGGUCCAGACAGAAGGGAAAGAGAGAACAGCAGCAGAGUACAGCAAGCUCCUGGAGUCAGCUGGCUUUGGAAUGAUUCAAGUAAAGAGAACUGGAAAACUCUAUGAUGCUGUUUUAGGAAGGAAAUAGUAGUCCAUGUUUUAUGUACAUAGCAAAACAGAAAAGGUUGAGAAAUGUGCUAUUCUCUUCUUAGGGGCCAAUGAUCAACUUAGCUUUUAGUUAAGGCUGCCAACUUUUUUGUAAGCUGAUACAUUGUCAAAAGACUCACUAAUAACACAUCUACAAAUCUGGAAGCCUGGCUUGGCUUGCCUUUGGAUCUGGGAAGGAAAAAAAGAAAUCAACACCUGUUCCACAAGAAACAAUCCACAAAAGAAAUGUGUAGUGUUCCUGCUUCAGCUUGUAUCAGUCUCUCUGAUUUUUAACAAUGUAUCUGACAAAAGCAGAGCUGAAUUUGUACUUGAGUUCCUGCAAAAUAAAACUAAUCCCUGUACUGA
This is a messenger RNA of Vidua chalybeata, 3287 nucleotides long. It is a transcript of the gene ASMT, whose product is annotated as acetylserotonin O-methyltransferase. Gene Ontology annotation, biological process: methylation; melatonin biosynthetic process. The record is from RefSeq and is a predicted model, not a curated record. NCBI's taxonomy places the organism in Eukaryota, Metazoa, Chordata, Aves, Passeriformes, Viduidae. Gene Ontology annotation, molecular function: acetylserotonin O-methyltransferase activity. The transcript has 8 exons. The coding region runs from base 1882 to 2922 and encodes 346 amino acids.